Messenger RNA from Racocetra fulgida, 294 nucleotides. NCBI's taxonomy places the organism in Eukaryota, Fungi, Glomeromycota, Glomeromycetes, Diversisporales, Gigasporaceae. The record is from the annotation of a GenBank genome assembly.
AAAACUCCUUCACCAAUUCCUCCUAAAAAUAUAGAGCAAUUACAUUAUUCAUAUGAAAGUGAUAAUCCCUUUGAUGGGCCUCCUAUACCACAUAAACCAGAUAAAUUACGUUCAGCAAGAAUUGAUAGAUUAGAAUCUAUAAUGGGUAAAGUUGCAGACACCAUGGGUAGUGUUGCAGAUUCUAAUGAAUCUGAACUAGAAAAUACUAACCUAUUUUUAGCAAAAUUGGACUUAGAAAAAACUCUGUCUAGAGAAAGAGAUGAAUUGACACAGAUAAAGGAUGAUUUAGUUUCA